AAACAAGAUGGCGUCAAGAUUGGAGCGUGAUAAUACUGCAUUAGCACUGUUUAAAUGACAGUCUUUUGCAAAUUUGUGUUGUGAAACGACAUUCAAGUCAUUUUUAAUUAUAUGAUCAAAUUAAAUUUUAAAUUUGCAAAUCAUUCAUAUUUUGCAAUUGCUUUUUUUUUGUUAUAAAAGGGAUAUAAACAUAAAGCUAUCGUUGAGUGGUCAAGGCCGCAAGUAAGAAAGUCCGAAGUUAACUGGACAACUAUUUGCGAGUGCGGAGGUACCAGUCCUAAAGCAGCGCAAAAAUGGACGGUACCGACGCAUUUAACGCAACCGAUAGUAACUCUGAAUUAGAUUUGGAAAUGAAGGAGCGCCUAAAAGGUAAAUAUAAUUAAAAUAAUAUGAAAAAGAAAAAAAAAAAGCUUAAGAAAGGUGUAGCCACUGUAGCUGUGACCACAGUGAGUACCACCUAGCUUUGCUUAGACGUCUUUAAAGUACGUCCCUCUCCGACUUGCUGGUGUCCUAAAUCCGGCUUGCCUGGCUGCCAUACAGAUACCCAGGUAAUAAAGUUGUGAACGGGUACUCAAACUGCAACUUGCUAACAUCUGAAAUUUCCAACCAGAUCCAUACUAAUUUAUGCAAACUUUUAACCAUAAGUUGCAUUUUGCAUGAGGAGUGAGGAGCGAUAACCGGGUGACACAACUGUCACUGUGGGGAAGGUUGGCACCAAAUGGAAACUAAAUUUAAAAGAGCUCUAUAAAGUUGCUUCAUAAGUUAAAUAUAAGAGCAGAGUUCCAUACGAAUCGAGUGACACUUGACCUGAGUAGUUGUAGGGUACUAAUACUAACAGUGAACAGAAAAGGGUACCACCAGAGCAGGCUGCAGGUGCCACUGGACAAAGAAGAUUUGUAGGAGGGCAAUGGGGAAUCCUGGAGGAGGUGACAUAAUGAGUUUGCCACACUUUUUUUACACCCACCCUAAUGAUGCAUCUGGAGAAAGCAGAUUCUGAGAAGGUCCAUGGAGAAGUCUGAAGGAGGUGACACCAUGAAUUUACUGCACUUUGUUACACCAACCCUAGUGAUGCUAAAAACUCUAGAUGUAUUAUUUCCAGAAGAAGAAGUUUUCAUAAAAAUCAACAGGCUUUUGAUAUAAUUUUAUUUGUCUUUUUAGCCCUAAUUACCCCCAUGAUUUUCAUUUUUAUCCCACUUGGGGUAUUUACCCUGGUUCACUGACCCCUGAUUAAACAAUAAUAUAGAGCAAUUUAUAGCCUAAUUUUUCUCUUUUUCCCUCCUUAAAUAAAAGAGAGUAUUGAAUAUAAUCGAGUUAUAAUGCCCAUUUAACUGAUUUCGUUAGUAUGGUGUUUCUCAACCUUUUCUAUAUGCUGCACCUCAUACAUUAGGAAAUGGGGCAGUCGAGCCAAAGCUCUAAUUUCCCUCCCUAAGCCAGAGUAUGGGGCUGUGAAGCGGCACUUUGGAAAUCUCCCUUGCCCAGACAAACCCCACCAGCAUCCACUCGAUCAGGUACCAGUGGAGGCCACCUUAGCCCUAGGACAUCUGGUUGGCCAGUGACACUGCUCUCACAGCGUCACCAGUCGACUUUCCCCAGGGGGUCGGGAUGGUAUAUUUACAUACAUACCGGGAAGCGUCAGACACCCUCUAAUAGGGAUUUCUACAGUGGGUUUCUACCUCACAACUAAUUUACGAAGCAUCUGGGACACAACGGUUGCCUAUGAACAGCUUCCUCAAUGCUGUGUAAAUAGAAUCAUCGGCAUGAUGUUACCACCACCCACCCCAUGUCUCAUAUCCAUUAACUGCAACAUGUAAUCAUGAUCCCUACCCCAUUUCUGCCUUUUAUUUCCAACUGCAGAUUUUCCUGAGUCGUUAGCCCUGUAGAUGCUACCAUUUAUGGCAGAUGCCAUGCAUGGCCUUUGUCUGCCCACAUAGGCACAUCAAUGGUAACACAGAGGGGGGUCUGUGGCAGCGCCUCUUUAGUCAGCAAGCCACUUGUCAACCAGAGCACCCCCUACAAAGAAUUUGACUAGUCUCUCAUCCCCUUAAAAAAUAACAAUGCGUUAAAAUAUGAAACUAAUGGACUUCUAAUUUAUUUACUGCAAAGAUUAUUGUAGAGCUUAGAAAAUAAUCUUGUACCUUAUUACAUAAAGGAAAAUGUUAAUGUAGAAAUGUUUAAAAAAAUAUAUUAACAUAUAUAUCAUAACUUAAAAUCUAAUGUGUCCUCUGUUCUUUUAACCCAUUUUCCUUGCAAACCCUGGGGUGGCUGGCACCCCAGGUUGGAAAACCCGGCUUUAGUAGUGGAGAAACCACUAAUAUAAAAUUCAUUAUGAUAACCCUGAAUUACCGUAGGCUUCCAUUAAAAUAGGUGUAUGUUUAAUUAAAUAGGGUGUUCAGUUAAAAAAAUACAUCCAUAUGCUCUGGGAAUAAGGACUGUCUGAAUUUCAUGAUUAUUAUAGAAUAAAUGAAUUUACACAUUCUGAUUAUGCCAAAGAUCUUAAAUCAACAACUCACUUUUCAGAGCCUCAUAAUGUUUGGAUUUCCCCUUAUAGUGCACCAAUAAUUUUUCCUAUAAGCUAUUUUAUAUCCAUUGCAACUCAUUAGCAAUAAUAUUUGACAGAAAAAUAUUAUUUUUAUUUACAGAAGUUCACACUUGGUGGGAAGUGCCAGCAAUAGCUCAUUUCUGUUCUCUUUUCAAAGCAGUAUUUGGCUUCAGUGACUUUGAUAUUGAGGUAUAUUUGUGUAAAAGUAUCUGUCUAGGAUUGAUAUAUUUUCCAUUCAAGAUUGUAUAACAAUUCAUCCCUUAUCAAGCAAGAUUCUCUUGCAACAUUAAAAAAAUAUAACUGGAAAUGUUAUAUUUUGUUUUUUAAUCCGCCUUGUGUUUUUUUCCCUUCUUUUUAAUGGUGGUUUGACUUAAAUAAAUUUUGUCCUCAGGAUUUAGAGGAGGCUCUUCUGACAUCACCAGCCCUUGGUGGAAGUACACUUGUUGUUGAUAUCAUAUGUCAGCUGUUAAAUGGUUGCUAUGCCAGAGAUGACAUUAAGUAGGUUGAGCUACUUUUGUUCUAUUUUUGUUUAUGUAACUACCAUUUUCAUAUAUUAUUAUAUAUAUGUAUAAGUGCUCGUUUAAUGUGAGGCAUGGCUUUUAAAAUUUUAUUUAAUGUUUAAAUGAUCUUCACUUGCUUUUAUGCAUUUACAUUUAUUUGAGGCCUUCUGUUUUCAGAUAUUUCAAUUAUGACCUGUUUUUAAAAGACAUCUUCAAACAGAGAUGGCAACAAGAACUUGGCCGUGUUAAUCCUCUCUCAGAUACUACUUUCCUAGAUUUGCCUGUACGUCAGAGAGUUGAAAUCUUACAUGCUCUUUGUGACUUUAGACUUGAUGCUGAUGAUGUUGCUGAAAUGCUUAAGGUGAACAUUCAAGUUCUGUCUGUUUUACUUUCUAUUCAGUCAACUUUCUCUGUUCAUGGAUAAUUUUUAAGUAUUCCACUGUGUAUUUGGAUCCCUAUCUGCCCUAGAGAUAUUGUUUGUCAAAUCUCUCUGACUUACCCUCAAUUAGAAAUGAUAUGGUUGUCAUAUAAAAUUGAUUCUACGAAGUUAAAGACAUUUUAUGAUUAUUGCAAUCUAUUAACAAAUUUUUCAAUGAUAGGUCAUUUGCAAGUUUUUUAUUUGUAUGCGAUUAAAUAUACAGUUUUAUUUAUUCUGCAGAAAAAAAUUAAUCUAAUUUAAUUAUCCAUGUAAUAAUCUGAUUCAAAUUUUUCGGAUCAUUAAAAAUCUAAUAAAUAAAGCCAUUUAUCAAAUUUAAUCAUAUAGAUUUAUGUUAAGAUAAUCAGCCAUGUAUGUGUUUUCAUACAUGUAGAAUCUACAUUCACAAUAAAUGCAGAUUUUCUCAUGGAUUCAUUCAUCCAUCAGCUAUCUUAGACUGACUUUUACAGUGGUAACAAGGUUAGAGCUGAGAACCCUGUAUUGAGAGUGCUGAGACUCUUUGGGGAAAUUUUCUUUAGUUAAAAAUUCAUACAGCCCCUGAGGGUGCAGUUUAAACUAAGUCAUAUGAUACUAGUUACAGGGGCUGUAAUACUUGUCUCAUUAUCCUACGAUUUUAUGAUUUCAUAUGAAAAUAAUUAUAACUCUAUUUCCAUGCUUUUGUUCUAUAUUUUUUUUUUGAUUAAGUCAAAUCAAAUGAAAUUAUUGUGCUUUACUAUUAUAUUCAUUUCUAUUAUAUUUUUACAAAUCUAUUUUUGGUUAGCAUGUCUUUUGCAAACCUGUUGACAGUCUUAAUUAUAAUUUAAGUCUCUAAUGCUCUUUAAAUGGGACGAAAACCAGAGCUUAAGGAAAUGUCUAUUUUAUAACCCCAUAAUUUAGAAUUUGAUUCUUAUUGUAUCUUCUUUAGGUUUUCAUCAGCGAAAUUUACUUAAAUUUUUUAGACAUAUGCCAGUACAUUUAAAUAGUUAAGUGAAAAUCAAGGUUGUUAUAAAAAAUAAUAAUCAAAAUAUUUAUUCCUUUUUUGUUAUAAAAUGAUUGAUAUACUUAACUCUUAUAAUAAAUUUCUUUAUCAAGGGUCUAAGUGGGGAUAGCUUACGUGUGGAGCCACUGGGUGUUGAUGGUAAAGGGGCAAAGUACUGGUACUUUUAUGGAACCCGGUUGUACAAAGAAUUGCUGGAUAAUGAGGAAAUUGAACAUAUGUAAGUUUUCUUCAUAGUUUUGUACAUAUAUAUUUUAUGAUUAUUUUUAUCUGCAGAAGGUUGCCUGUCCAUUCACCCAACCCAAAAUCUUUAUUAAAAACUUAACUUUAAAAAAACACCAUAAAUUUAGCUGAGACAUUGGAUUUUCAGUUUUGAGAAUGGUCAUACUUCAUAAAAAGUAAUACAUUAUAAGAUAAGAUUCUUUUAUUGAUCCAAACAAAUGGAAAUGUUUUAUGAUUGCAUUGUACAUUUUCAACACAUAUAAAAAAACAAUUUGAACACAAGACAUUUGUAAUAAAUUUUUUCACUAGCAGCCAUUCUGUGAGUUCUCUUAGCCAUAUCAGGGACUUAUUAGUUCUCAUUAAGAUUUGUGACUUCAGGUGGAGCAUGCUGGUAAAUUCGUACAGAUUGGGGAACAAAAGAAUUUUUAUACCUUUCAAUCCUCGCCCAGAUGGAAAGAAUUUGUCCCGAACGGGCCGAUCCUAAGUAUCUGUGAUGAAUAGGGUGGGAUGCAUCUUUCAAAAUGUGUUUAGUUUUACAAUAACAUCUUUCUUCAAAUAGUUCUUCCAGUAAAGGAUGUUAUGUGUUAUGUUCCUAGGUUUCUUGAUUAGUCGGUUUAUGCGGUGUUUAAUAUCAGACGUUGAAUUCCCACACCAGCGGGCAAUACUGAAAUUAAGUAGGCUUCCAAUUGUUGCACUGUAGAAUAAGUUAACGACUUGUUUGUUUACACCGAAAUUGUACAGUUUUUGAGAUAGAACAGUCUUUGGUUGAAUUUCUUAUACAGCAUUUGGCUCAUGCCAUAUUAGCUUAUUAUUAAUGGUGACACCUAAGUACUUAUAUGCCUCUACUUUCACUACACUUAGAUUUUUUAUGCUGAGAUCUGUAAUCUGGUUUUUCCCCCUCCUGAAAUCAACAACCAUUUCCUUUGUUUUUGAGACAUUUAGCUGGAGAAAAUUUUCAUUGUACCAAUUGAUAAAUUAAGUUGCGGUGUAAGCCUUCUCCUUCAGAAAUUAAGCCAGCGAUGGUGGUAUCAUUAGGGAAUUUUUUAGAUUGGAACAGUGUCACUUGAGCUUUGAAUAUCAUGUAGGGCAAACAAGAUGAUGACAACCACCCAGGCAAACCCUCCCUUCCCUUGCCUGCCCAUCGUUGGUCUCGAGACAUGCGCACUGCGGUGGAGCUACCACCCCCCCCCCUCUGCACCACCCUUGCUUGCCAGCCAUGCACACACCCCAACAAGCUCGCAGCGUAUGGUAAGCCGCGGGUCGGCUAUAUUUAUGGGCGUGAAAUAAAAAGUUUGCAGUGACGUAUCAUGAAAAGGGGGGGAAUGGGUGUAGCAAAAUUGGCAUUCUUAAAUGUGUGUAACUUGAGUUCACGUUUUUGUCAAGUAACUUUAGUAGAUGGGAAGUUCACGCAUUGCUGUCGCCAAUUUUUGGCGGGCUAUAUCUAGUUGGUAUAUAUUGUAUACAUUAUGGGGAAAAGAACACAGCCUUGUGGCGCCCCGGUGCGUAUUUCUCUGGUUAGAGAUAAUUGGUCAUUUACCUUAACAUAUUGUGGUCGAUUUGUUAAAAAGUUCAGUAUGUAAGCCUGAAUAUUAAAAUUUACACCUAAUGAGGAAAGUUUCUUUAUCAUAAGGUGUGGUUGGAUAGUGUUAAAUGCUGAGAAGUCUAAGAAUAGCACUCUGGCAUAUUUUUUUGGACUGUCUAGGUGAUGGUAAAGUCUCUCCAACAAUAGUAAGAUAGCAUCCUCUGUACUUCUGGCAGGUUUGUAAGCAAAUUGGUGGGGGUCAAGUUUUUCCUGUACUUCAUUGCAAAAUUUGUCUCAGAAUAAGACAUGGGGGCUUCUCACCCGUGAUUGGUAAUGAUACAGUCAUAAGAGAGCAUGAAAUUGUAGUAGUAUUCAAUUGUGCUAAAAGAUUUUGAAUUUUAACCUUUUUAAUCUUACAAUGUUUGAUGCACAUGGUUUGGCACAUAAGCUUACCUUUGCAAUGCAUAUGGUAUACAAGAUAUUGGAAUACAUAUAGGGGGACAUGCUGUAAAUCUGCAAUUUAAGGCUGGGGGAAUAGCUGGAUUUCUUUGGUUAACUUUCUGUGUUCUUUUCGAGUUGAACUCGCACUGAGGUCACUGUUUUCGUUUUUUAAUAUUCCAAAUUUGUUUGUUCAUAUUCUUUAACAAGGACAAGCAAAGGAAAAAGAAAACUGAAGCAGCAAGAAGUAGUGGAUGUUAAUCUAGAGCGUGAGGAAAAUGACAUUCUUGGUGAAGAACAGGGUGCCGACAAAACAAAAAGAAACCCAAUUCUAGCUGCUGUUCCACGAAUGGCUGAAAAAGAUGCCAUAGAGGAUGAAAUAGAGGAUCCAGAUGAGGAUCUCAAAGACCAGGACAUGGAGGAAAAAGUAGAAAUUCCUCAACCUGAAGAAGAUGAAGAGGAUGAAGCUCAGAAAGAGUUGGCGUAAGUUCAAUUCUCAUCUUAAUUCCUCAUUUUAAUGGUGUUUUAGACCUGUUUACUCUUGCCAUUUUGGCGUACAAUAUAGGAAUUUGAGCUGUUUUUACGAUUGUAGGGAAAGACCUGUCACAACUAUGAUUUUAAGAGACUAGGUUGAAAAUAUAUACAUUACAGUAAUUUCAAUGAAAAGGUAAUAAUUAAAGGGUAAAUUUUCGGUUGUUAGUUUCACCUGCUUUCUAGAUCUAGCAGUGAAUGGGCAGAGAAAUACGAUUGGUUGGGGAUCAUCUAUAAUUGUAUUACGCAACAUGAUCAUAUACAGUCGACCCCGCUUAUCUCGACCUCUUUUUACUUGCCAACCCUGUUAUGUCAAUGUUUUUUAAGUGGAACAGCCAAAUUAUCUCUUUGUCUAAGCAUUUUCUCCUCGGUUAUGCCAAUUCUUUUAUGUCACUCUGAACCCUGAUAUCUCGAGCACUAAAGGCGGCCAAAUUUGCAACUUUACCUUGGUUAUCUCGAUCCCCAUGACCAAUCGCCGGCUUUUUAACUCCGCAAAAAGAAAUAGUAAACAACAAAUAAACAAGUUUUUCAUAAUUAAAAAUAAUUAUUUAUUUCUCAAAAUACAGGACUUGUGUUUUAGAAUGAACCUACAAGUAAUUUAAAUAAAUAUGUUUUAAUUUGAGUUUGAAAAACCGGAUAGAGUCCAUAUUAUAAAUUCCUUGCCAUGUGCAAAACGUUGUCAUGGGUAGCCAUUCAUAGUCACUUGCAUAAUGGCUAUGCAGUGGAACUACGUCAGAGUUUCAUUCAUAGAGUUUGCCGUGAGCAAAAGCUAUUAACCCAUUGGUCAGGGAAAGCUUUAAUUAAAUAGUCGUGCCAAAGUUGAAAGUUCAAAAUAAUUAGUCCCUAAAUAUUAUGUUAGUGAUAAGGGGAUGUGUUUCCUUAUAAAAACUAUACAGGCAUUGCGCAAGACACGAUCAGCAGAAUGAGAUCACAAAAUCUGGAGGCUUCGUUCAUAGUAGAAAAUACCAAACGAACUCACACUUUAAACAUUCUUAGCUCAAAAAGUACUAAAGUUAAAAAGUUUAUUCUGAUUUCGUUUUAUUUAAUUUGAAAUUUGCUUUAAAUAACUGUAAUAUUGAAGUACCUGCAUUUAUUAACAGACAUCAUGUACAUAAAGAAAUUUCAAGCAUAUGUUAAUAUUUUGCCGCCAUAUUGGUUUUUGUUUAUCUAGAUCAUCGGUUAUCUCGACGCUUGGCAAACCAAUGCCGUUGACACAACGGGGUUCUACUGCACUUGCUUUGUGUUUUUUCAUAAUGAACUCACUAGACACUGCAACAGUAAUAUUAGUGUGGUUGCCUUAGUGACAAAAUUAGCCAAUCAUCGCUUUUGUUUUCUUCAGUGCUGUCUGACGUAAUUUUAUAACAUAAUGAUUUGGUUUGGCUGAAUAGCGGUGAGUGCAGAAACAGAGAAAACUAGAGAAUACAUUCUCAACUGUAACUCGCAGCAACAUUAGAUUUCAACAUAUUUUAUAGGAUCUGAGAGGGCUGUUGAAAUAUAUUUUUAGAACACAAAAAACCGCUGUACGAUUUUCAAUACCCCAUUGGAUACCAACACUUCUCUUCCUUUCACACAUUUACAGCUUAUGAUAUUUAUCAGACAAAAUAAAUUAGCGGGACACUUGCUUAAUGGAUAUCGAUAUAUUUUUUUUUAAAACCAGCUUUUCCUAAAUUAUACUUUUUAAAUCAAUAACCAGUUUUUCCGUAAUUAUUAAUCUCAAGUUACAUUUUAGGGUUUUUAAAUGAUGUCAUCAUUUGUUAAUUAAUUCUCAUUUUAAUAAAUUUUACUUUAUGCUGAUCUGACUUCGAGUUUGAACUACAUCAAAUUUCGCCAGUAACUUUAUUUUGAACAGUGACAAGCAGUAAUAAUGGGAUCUUCACGUUCACUCAAUGUAAUACACGUCUGGAAAACAAAGUAACGGAAGAUUGCAAUAUAAACAUCAGUCAUCUACUUUUAGAAGUUACCUUUUUUGACAUCUUAACUCAUUCCCACUAGACAAGCAAUGCGAGUAGUUAUUGUAUACAUUAAAUAUACUAUAUGUUUAUUAAUUUACUACUAAGAUACUGUAUUGUACAAUUUUGAAAUAAUAUUGUACGAUUUUAGGAUUUUAAGGGUAAACAGAUCUGGUGUUAAAUGUUCAGUGAGAAAUUUGCAAUUGAUUAUAUUUUUCUGGUCACUUAUUUUAUUAAAAAGGAUUUCUAAUAAGAGCUCUGGUAAUUUUUAUGACCAUUGUUUCUUUAUAUCACCUUGUCUAAUGUGGUUCUUGAAAUGUGCACGCUAGUUGCUUUAUUUAAUUUAUUACAUUUCGCUUCUUAGCUUAUGUUAUGAUGUAUUGGUGUAGUGGUAUCAAAAUAUGUAUUUUCAAAAGACAUUCUUUUCAUCGUGGCCUUUUUCUAAAAAUAAAAAAUUAACAUAAUUAAUAUAAUAAACCCAUGUAUUAAAAAUGAACUGAAGAAAAUAAAAUAUUCUUCGUGUAAUUAGAAUACUUUUUGUCUAUAGAGAGGCUCUUCAAGAGAGUGACGAUGAUGUGAUGGAUGAUGAUGAGAAUGAUGUUGAUUUUGAAGACGAAUUGAAAAAGAAGAAGAAAACAGUUAAAUCUCAGAAGAAGAAGAAAUCAGUGCAGAAAGUAACAGAAGAAAAGCUUGAUAGUGAAGGAGAAGAAAUGUGAGUUUUGGUCAUUGUCAUUUCUACUUUCUGCCAUUUUCAACAUUACAAAAAAAGCCUUGGAAAAUAAGAGUGUGGAAAGUGAACCUCAGGAUGAUUAACAAAUAUUAGUAACUGGAUAAUAAUAUGAAUUUAGAUUAGAUGUAAUGAUUGGAGAUUAUUUAAACAAUGACUUCUUUAAAAUUCUGAUUUAUACAGGCCAUAUAUUGAAAGUGUUGUCAGGACCAAGAAAAAGACAAACUAUUAUAAAGGUGGCAGAUCCAAGUCUAGAAGCAGGAGUCGAGGUUCAAAAACCAUUACCCCCGAAGCAACUGAUGUUAAACAGAAUAAUUGGUUAGCCAUGUUUUUUAGUCAUGGGUCUUAUGGCCGGUUCAUGUUGAGAAAUGCUUUUCCCUUCAUUCUCACCAAUAAGGAAACAUGUUAAAUAACAACUAACUUAGAAGAAAAUUAGUUUUGAUUCUGUUUUUUUUUUAGGGAUAAUAUAUUUCUGGUACAUUAAAGCAUGAUGCCAGCUCUGUGGCUCAAAGAUAACAAUACCUCCCUUUAAGGACAGGAAGUAAUGGGUUGUAUUUUUAAUAAUUGGUUGGGAUAAGCUGUGUCUUCCCCACUAAGUUAGCCAGAUAUUUCUCUUUUGUCAUAUUCAUACAUUUUUUUUUUUGUUUUGCUUGAUUUGUAACUACAGUGAACAAAAGCGAAAGAGAGGGCCUAAAAAAAAUCAAGAACCUGAGGCAACACCAAAACCAACUCGCAGGUCUCGUCGAAAAAUGAAUGAUGAUGAACCCCCAGAAAUAAUUUUCUCUCCCAACAUCUCAAAACAAGAGUUAAAGCGUCUGACCAUCGAUGGCUUCCAGAACCAGUUCAGCACCCGUCGCAGUAACACAAGCAGAGAUGGCAGUGUCAGUGGAGAUGUUAAAGAAGAGUCAGGACCAUCUGCAGAAUCAGACCACAUGAAGAACAUUGAGAAAGCUGUGUCAAAACUUAAUGCCAAUGCCCUAAAGGAUGUUUGUGAUGAAACUUCUAAACUGCAGCCAAUCAUAUCUUCUGAUCUUCAGGACAAUUCAUUGCUAUCCAAGAAAGGAAGUUCUAGGAGGAAGUCAACAC
Molecule: messenger RNA, 10926 nt
Organism: Lymnaea stagnalis (great pond snail)
Lineage: Eukaryota; Metazoa; Mollusca; Gastropoda; Lymnaeidae
Source: the annotation of a GenBank genome assembly